AUGGAAGGCGAUAACCUUUCAACAGGAGUGACAGGUUUAUUAUUACGAUAUGCAAGUCAGAAUUCAUUGGAUGAGAGUUCUCAAAAACAAGUACCAAGGUCAGGGAGACGUGAACGAACUCCAUAUAGAAAUAGCUCUCAUACAGUUCGUGCAUUUGAAGUUUUACAAUCUUUGCGAAGAGAUGAGGUAUUUUGUGAUAUUAAAUUAGAAACGGAUGAUAAUACAGUAGUAUUUGGACACAAAGUUGUUUUAGCAUCUGCUAGUCCUUAUUUCCAUGCUAUGUUCACAAGUUUUGAAGAGAGCAAUAAAGAUCAUGUAAUUAUUCGAGAAUUGGAUUCUACAGCAUUAAAACUCCUAGUAGAUUUUAUUUAUACUGCCCAAAUAAUGGUCAGUGAAGAAAAUGUACAGGUUUUAUUACCCGCUGCAAAUCUCUUACAAUUACACGAUGUACAAGAUGCAUGUUGUGAUUUUUUACAAUCACAACUGCACCCUACAAAUUGUCUUGGUAUCAAAGCAUUUGCCGAUUUACAUGGCUGUAUGGAACUAUUGUCUAGUUCUGAAUCAUAUAUUCAACAACACUUUUCAGAAGUGGUUGAAGGUGACGAGUUCCUAUCUUUAUCAUCCGAACAAGUAGUUAAGUUAAUCUCCAGUGAUGAACUCACAGUUCCAUCUGAAGAAAAAGUAUUUGAAUGUGUUAUUUGUUGGGUUAAUUAUGAAUCAAGUUGUAGAAAAGAUAUGUUGCCUAAAUUAAUGGAGCAUGUUCGUUUGCCUUUAGCAUCAAAAGAAUAUUUACUUAAGAGAGUUGAAGAGGAACCUCUUCUUAAAAAUAGUCUUGAAUGUAAAGACUAUAUAAUUGAAGCUUUAAAUUUUCAUUUACUCAAGUCUGAACAGCCUGGUACUAUUCCGAAAACCAUUCGUACCAAGCCCAGACAACCUGUUGGUUUACCUAAAAUAAUACUAGUGGUUGGAGGACAAGCGCCUAAAGCCAUUCGUAGUGUAGAAUGGUAUGACCCAGCAACCAAUCGAUGGCAGUCUGGACCUGAAAUGAGUACACGCCGUUGUAGAGCUGGCCUGGCUGUAUUAAAAGAUCGUCGUGUAUUUGCUGUGGGUGGUUUUAAUGGUUCAUUAAGGGUUCGUACAGUUGAUAUGCUUGAUUUGUCAUCACCAUCACCUUGUUGGGUACCAACUGUUGCCAUGUUAGCUAGACGAGGAACUUUAGGAGUGGCUGUAUUAGAUAAUUGCAUAUAUGCUGUAGGUGGGUUUGAUGGCACUAGUGGUUUGAAUAGUGCAGAAGUUUUUGACUGCACUACUCAAGAAUGGAGAAUGGUAUCUAGUAUGUCAACCAGAAGAAGUAGUGUUGGUGUUGGAGUCCUCAAUAAUCUUUUAUAUGCGGUAGGAGGUUAUGAUGGAUUAUCAAGGCAGUGUUUAAAAUCCGUUGAAUGUUAUCAUCCCAGUACUGAUACAUGGACUCCAGUAGCAGAAAUGUGUGUACGUCGCAGUGGCGCUGGUGUAGGAGUCUUAGACGGUGUAAUGUAUGCUGUCGGUGGCCAUGAUGGACCUGAAGUUCGUAAUAGUGUUGAAGCAUAUAGACCAAGUACUGGAGUUUGGACUUCUAUUGCUGAUAUGCAUAUGUGUCGAAGAAACGCUGGAGUAAUUGCAUUAGAUGGGUUAUUAUAUGUUGUGGGCGGUGAUGAUGGAGCUUCUAAUUUGGCUUCCAUUGAAAUUUACAAUCCCAACACCAAUACAUGGUCCAUGUUAACAGCCUCUAUGAAUAUUGGCCGAAGUUAUGCCGGAGUGGUAGUCAUUGAUAAGCCUCCACAUUUUAAUAGUUAA
Messenger RNA from Macrosiphum euphorbiae (potato aphid), 1833 nucleotides. The record is from the annotation of a GenBank genome assembly. NCBI's taxonomy places the organism in Eukaryota, Metazoa, Arthropoda, Insecta, Hemiptera, Aphididae.